AUCGGUUUUGAUAUUUCGUCAGCAAACAAUAAUUUUUGUACAAAAUCGGGAAUUUUAUUACUCACAAAUUUAGUAGGACAGAAUCCUCCUUGUGUAACGGAUUGAUAAAAAAUGAAGCAUUUCGCAGGUUUAAUUUUGUUGACGGCUAUCGUUGGCUGUUCUGGAGAAGCUUAUUAUCGUCGCAUCCUCCAAAACCCUGACGAUGACUUUUCUUGCACCAUUCUUUCGGAAGAAACUCUCCGAAAAUAUAAAGGUUUUCGAACAUCGGACUUUCAAGAAAUUGUGACGGUCUUAAAGCCUGGGAUCCACGCCCCAGCCGAGGCCAUGCUCGAAAUCCCAGAUACCACGAAAGUUAUUGAGAUUUGGGGAAAGAAAGAAUCGACAGUUGAAGCUCAUGUCGACUCGCUCUGCAAAUCUAGAAAGCAUGUUGAUUCUCCAACCCCUAGCUUGUUCCAAAAUGAACCAGAAAUCGUUAAAAUUGUUGACGGUGGGGAUCAGGCUAAUCGAAUUGACGUAGUUUUCAUGGGUGACGGUUAUCAAGCCACGGAGCGUCAAGCAUUUUUUGAUGACAUUGCGCGUUUGACUGAAGACAUGUUUAACGGGGCAACUUUCCGCUCGUAUCUUCCCGUCUUCAACAUAUGGGCGAUUUACGUACAAAGCGUGGACUCUGGAAUUGGUUACAAUGGAGCAAAAAAUACACCAUUUCGAUUGUAUCGCGAAGCCGGACAACUUCGUGGAAUUUUCACUGGAAAUGCCGCAUACGCGAGAACCGUCUGCCGUCUUACUGGGACGAGUGGGUGUGACUACCCUUCCUUAAUUGGUAACGACGAUUACUAUGGCGGUCUUGGAGGUGAAUUUGUCAUCUCUACAAAGUCCAAUAGAACUGGUACUGUCGUCCUGAGACACGAAAUGGGGCACAAUUUUGUCAAUGUGGGUGAGGAGUAUGAUAAUGGACAAGUCUACUCUGGGGUUAACGCUGCUCGAACGCUCGCUGCAGUAGGAUGGCGGCAUUGGUUAUCAGAAGGUACGGCUGCCGUUGAGGAGCGUGCCAUUUACCGUCUUCUCCAGUACCCAUGGGCAGAUUUAAGCACAGGGAUUCGAAGUUUCACCUUCACUUCGGAUGGGGCUUACUCUCGCUGGUAUUUGCUCGUAUCCGUCUCUGCCGCAGGGGAAGAGGAUUCAUUAGAGUUUCUUUUGGAUGGUGAAGUCCUCCCGUGGGCGACAAGAGGAUUUGAUGAUCGUGAAUUUUACGACUGGCGAGGCACCAACGGCUUCACACCAGGGCAGCACACCUUUAGCGUUCGCUCAAAGACGGCCUCCACUAAUCCUGACAUUCCCAGAAUGAUUUGUUCCAUAACACUGCACGAGUUUGGAUCAGAAGCGCAAUUCCAUUUGGAUAACAACUGGGUUUCAGCUUAUCCUACUUGGGAUGUAUCCAGACAAAAAACAUUCCGACCAACAAAUGCAGGCUGCUUGAUGCGCAAUAUGACUUCGAAUUCGUUUUGUCCAAUUUGUAAAGAGGGAAUGUGGUAUCAAUUUUUGACAAGGAUUUCCAUCAUCGAUUCCGUUGCUGUGGGUGUCGUACCAAAUCCUGACGGAUCGAGGCCCGUGAUCCUCAACACUCUCAAACUGGGUCAGUUGAGAGAGCCUGGAAAUGAGGUGGAGGAUGAGCGAUUGGAGGUGAGGUGGUUCCGUGCCGGGGUGGAGCAGACCGACCUUCGGGAUUUGUUUGAGGUUGAUGCACAAGCGGGGUCAUGGACGGUUCAGGUAGACUUCAAGACGCCAGAUAUCAGGAAUGAUCCACAAGGAUUGACCAGCGAGACGGAGGCUUUCAACGUCGCCCCCUGAAUUCAUUGUCCGAAUGCAAAUAAAUCAUACCAUUGAACAUACAUCAAAAAUAUACAAAGUAGAUAAUUAUAAUUUGUGACCGAUUAAAUCAAUUUGAAAAUCAUGCA
Folsomia candida is the source of this 1955-nucleotide messenger RNA. RefSeq lists its product as uncharacterized. The record is from RefSeq and is a predicted model, not a curated record. The transcript has 12 exons. Bases 112 to 1848 code for a protein of 578 amino acids. Lineage: Eukaryota; Metazoa; Arthropoda; Collembola; Entomobryomorpha; Isotomidae. Gene Ontology annotation, molecular function: metallopeptidase activity.